Molecule: messenger RNA, 2396 nt
Organism: Felis catus (domestic cat)
Lineage: Eukaryota; Metazoa; Chordata; Mammalia; Carnivora; Felidae
Exons: 3
Coding region: 1-669 (222 amino acids)
Source: RefSeq, a predicted model, not a curated record
AUGAAGGAAAAGUGCUACCCGUUUCCCAUGCAAAUCAGUUCUGCCCUGGGACAACAAGGAAGGGAAGUACCAAGCAAAACGGGAAAAGAUAUUUGCCAAUGGAAGCCUAAGUACAGGCACCGAUGUGCGUCACAUCAGAAAUUAGAGCCACGAACGGAAGGUUCCUACAGUGUUGACUUUGUUCUUUUAAAAAAACAAGCUAGAAGCGCGUCCCCGCCACUCCGAGCAGAGUCCCGGCGGGAGCCUCGGACCGGACCGCAAGGCCCUGUUGCAGGAGCAGCCGCCCGCCCACCACCUGGAGGCCCGCCCGGGGGACUUCGCCCGCACAGCCACAGGACCAUCGCCGCCGCGCCCCUACCGCCGCCCUACACCCAUCCGGUCACAAGGAUACCUACCCGCCGUCCCAGGGUCUACGUUUCUAUCCACCGUCGAAAUGUCACCAGGUACCCUGCCCAUUCCAUUGUCGUUGUAGGCCGCCCCAGUCUGCAGAGUCGGGUUUGGGAGGACUUCUUCACCUUCCUUGGCAUCUUCCUGGGCAUCAUUUUGUUCCCAUUUGGGUUCAUCUGCUAUUCUGCCUCCAGGAAGCAAAGAUACCCCAAAGGCGGAGCAAACCUUACUUUAAAGGGAACGAUACACCUGACUUUCCUACAUCCUGACAUCUUUUCUUAAUGUAAAUGUGUACAACAGCUUUGUUUGAUUAAACUUUCAGGAUUGUUUUGUAAAGUGAGGUGGGAUAGAUCUGGCUAGUGUGAGCUGAGGUUUCGUGAGCACAGGAGUCAUAGCCGUGGACACGCAGCAACACUGCUCCCAGGGUAAAUGACAACCCAAUAAAACACUGCUUUUAUUUUUUGCAGUGUUCAAUUUGAGAAAGGUGAGAAAUAACGUUUUAAAUAAACGAGAUUCAUACCAUUGUGAAACACACACACACACACACACACACACACACACACACACACCAAAACCACACCCUGGGGAAAGACUCUUAGUUGCUAACUUAAUACCUGGUCUCCUCUCCUUACUAUAUAGAAUUCCAAUUUUACUUGGCCAUAAGCCCAGCUAAGACAUUUCUUGGCCUCUUUGAAUCCAGGCAUGAACAUGGGACAAAGUUCUGGCCAAACACAUCUAAGCUGAGGUCUUUGGAGCUUCUAAAGCUCUUUAAAGAGUGCUCACUUAUUUGGCAUAUUCUCUUUCACCAAUCUUUCUUCCUGCGGAAAACAAAGAAAAUGGCUGGAGCUUCAGGAGUCACCUUACAAGAAAGAAAACCACACACUGAGGAGAGCUGAAUGACAGCUACACUUAGGAUGUGGGUGAAAUUGUGAGCCUGCCCUACCAGCCCUGACCAGCCAUAGACCCCGCUUUGUGUCAAGCUGAUAUGGAUAUGAGAUGAAACGAUACAUUUCCUUUUCUCAGAGAGCCAACAAGAGAAGCAGCUAACAUUGCACACUUGGUAUGUACCAGAAACCAUUCUUUGUGCUUUACAUGCAUUAGAAUAACCAUGUGCAUUAAGUAUUUAUACAGAUGAGGAUACACAUCUAGCAAGGUUAGCUAUUCAUGGUAAUCCAAGACUUGACGCUGGAUCUUCUGUCAUGUGUGUGAUUAACUACAAUGCUCUACUGGUUUCCAGUCUUAUCAAUUAUAAUUCAAAUUUGAACUCAAAUUCAAAGGGAUAAAAGUCUUGAUAAAGAGGAGUACAGGGAACAUACGGGACAGAGGGGAGAAUGUCAAAGUUUCCAGCAGAAUCUUGGGCACUUAACAGGGUGUCAAAAAUGAGUAUGUGUGGGGCACCUGGGUGGCUUAGCUGGUUGUGUCCAACUUGGGCUCAGGUCAUGAUCUCACAGUUUGUGAUUUGCAGCCCCACAUUGCCUUCUCUGCUGUCGGCACGGAGCUCAUUUUGGAUCCUUUGUCCCCUCUCUCUCAAAAAUAGUUUUUAAAAGUGAGUAUGCAUUCACCAAGAAGCAGAGCAAUAUGAGAUGUGAUGAGAGUGCUUAGUUUGGAUCUCAAAUAUGAAGACAGAUGUUAAAUAGAUUUUCAAUUAUAACAAUCAAUGUGAAACGGACAACGGACUUAGAGGCUGUACUGAUCGCUCUUCCAAGAAACUUGACUGUACAGGUGAAAUGGAAAUAGGGUAUUCAUAUUUGUAAAGUAUUCAUAUAUACACUGCUAUUAACAGUGUAUUGAAGCUAUCCCAGUCAACAUUUAAUCAAACAUGGAAGAUAAAGUAUACUGGAAAGUCCAUGAACUUUAAGAAUCAGGUAAAACUGGAUUUGAAACCUUGUGCUGUCAUUUAUUUGUAGCUUUGUGUAAAUUGCAUGCCUUCUGUGAGCUUGUUUCAUCUGUAAAUAAUUCAACUUCAUAUAGAACAGCUACAGACUCCAAAUGUGAUUUUGAGCAUUAAU